AUAUGGAACCACGGCUUUUACCCUCAGCCAACGUUCUCUCUAUCCGAUUAUUCAUGCAAUUAAUGACUGAAUGAACCGAAAAGAUAGUACGAUAUCAGCAAGUCUCGUUCAAGGAACGGUCAGUGCGCGCAGUUUGUUUACCAAACGCACUGGCGCAAGCUUGCCGAACCGCAGGAUACAGCGCAGCCAUAAUUUGACAGCUCGACAAUGUCUGCCUCGGCCGCCAGAGAUCCUGUUGUGAAAACGAAGCAUGUUCGUUUCGCUAGAAUGGAGGAGGAUGAUAAUAACGAUGACCAAGAGGAACAUACUCUGUUUGACAAGAGGAAAGACACGAGGCGAGGGGUGAAGAGUGUAAUGAAAGGGAGGAAGAGGAGUUCGAAUUCGGGGUUCGAUGGUGAGGUUGAGAUAAUCGGUGGAGUUAGCAGCGCCAGCGGUUCUGGAGGCUACAGCCGCUGGAUCAUCACCUUGGCGCUCUGUGCAUCAUUCCUCGGACUGGGGAUGUGUAUCUCUGUUUUAGGCCCCACGUUUCAAGACCUGGCCAUCAACGUCAACCAGGACAUCAGCAAUAUCUCCUACAUCUUCAUAGGCCGCUCCAUGGGCUAUAUAGGUGGCUCUGUGUUGUCAGGGAUUCUCUUUGACUGCAUGAACAGCCUUCUGCUGCUGGGCCUCUCCAUGUUGGUGACAGCGUUUGGGAUGUUUGCAAUCCCUUUCUCUAAGACAGCCCUUCUCCUCACUGCUCUGAUGUCCAGUAUUGGAGUUUCUAUGGGCUUUCUAGAUACAGGUGGUAAUGUCCUGAUCCUGCAGACGUGGGGGGAUCAGGCUGGCCCCCACUUGCAGGCCUUGCACUUCAGCUUCGCCGCAGGGGCCUUUGUCUCGCCCAUCAUCGCCAAGCUGCUCUUUGGAACAGACUUGGACCUGGAUGUGGCUACGAACGGCAGCAUGGCAGCCUCGCUGGCAACAUCAACCACCCUGGCAACAUCAACCUCCCUGCCCGGCAACAUCAACCUCUCCGCCAAACUCAACCUUCCCUCCAUGUGGGCCUACAUUGUGAUCAGUGGUUUCAUCCUGUUAAUCUCCCUCCUCUUCUUCAUCCUCUACGCCCGCCACAGGCCCUCUCAGGGCAGGGCCCAGACCCCCUCAGGGAAGCCCCUGGUGUCCAAGCAUCACAACGCACUCAUCGCCAUGCUUUUUGUAUUUUUCUUCUGGUACGUGGGGGCCGAGGUGGCGUACGGCUCCUUUAUCUUCACAUAUGCUAAGGAUUAUAUCCAUAUGGACGAGGCCCAGGCAGCAGGGCUCAACUCCCUGUUCUGGGGGACAUUCGCUGCCUGCCGGGGCCUGGCCAUCUUCUUUGCGCCCUGCAUGCACCCAGGCACCAUGAUCCUACUGAGCCUGGUGGGCUGCACCCUGUCCUCCCUGUUCCUCACUCUCUUCAACAGGAACAGGGUGGCCCUGUGGCUCUGCACUGGUGUCUACGGUGCCUUCAUGUCGACCACUUUCCCCAGUGGGAUCUCCUGGGUGGAGCAGUACACCACAGUGACUGGUCGCUCAGCGGCAGUUUUCGUGGUGGGGGCGGCCCUGGGGGAGAUGGUCCUGCCCGCCCUGAUGGGCUUCCUGAUGGGGAGGAUCCAUGGUCACCCCCUGCUGAUGUACCUGACCCUGGCCAGCGCUACCAUCACCUCCAUCCUCUUCCCCUUCAUGUUCUGGCUGGCCUCGUCCCCCAGCGGCCCCAGCAGGACACCCCGCAUCAGGGGCCGCAAGGAGCCUGACGACAGCGAGUACCGCCAAGGCCUGCUGGACUCAGGAGCCAAUGAUGAGGAAGAGGAGCAGCAGGAGGAUGACGAGGCAGACCAGUGGAAUGACGCCGACUUUGAGGUAAUCGAGAUGGAUGACGCCAGCCUUAUAAACUCUCAGAAUAAAGCAUUGUUAUCAUCUCAUAGCAAAGCGCUCUCAUUAUCUCCUAAUAAAGCAUUGUCAUCUCCUAACAAAGGGCUCCCACCACCUGAUGUUGCUGGAACUUCAGGCGACAUCAGCGCCACAUCUGUCCCGUCCACUACCCAGUCCCUAGAGCCCACAGUUGGGACCUCUUUCUCAGACACUCCCGCUCUGAUCGGGGACUCACCCAGAGGGAAGAUGCUGCUUUCCCUGGACCGGGAGAAGAGAGACUAGGGGCUUUAUUCAAACCAUAUCGUUGAAAUUCAGAGUUACAGCGUGAUUGAAAUUUAAAGGCAAUGUUCCCACAUUAGCAGAGAAUGCAUUCACGGUAAAUGCUGCAUAUGUCAGCUCAAUCGAAAAUUACCUUUACAUUUCUAGUGCGCAAUCUGUAACGCUUCAGCGAUACAAAUUGAAGAGCCCUAAGCCCGGGAUUCAAUCAGAUCAGCGGUAAGGCCGGGAUUCAAUCCAAUCGCGCUUUCUAUGCAAUGGUCCUUCUAAAGGCAAUGUUCCCGCAUUCGUGUAGACCGCAUUCACAGUAAAUGCUGCAUAUGUCAGCUAAAUCGGAAAUUACCUUUUAAAUGGCACAGUCACGAAGUGCGAUCAGAAUGAAUCCCGCCUAAGGGCUCUAGUCUAGGUGUGAAAUGCACCAUCAGUGCUGUAAAGACAUUAUAUAUAUAUAUAUUACUACCAGUCAAAAGUUUGGACACACCUACUCCCCGACUCAUCCCAAACCA
Molecule: messenger RNA, 2666 nt
Organism: Coregonus clupeaformis (lake whitefish)
Lineage: Eukaryota; Metazoa; Chordata; Actinopteri; Salmoniformes; Salmonidae
Product: sodium-dependent glucose transporter 1
Exons: 5
Coding region: 208-2166 (652 amino acids)
Source: RefSeq, a predicted model, not a curated record